AUGGCUAGCGCCGGGCAAGCACAAUCAGCGUCGCCGCCGGAUCCCCGGUUCACGAUUGACGACGUCGCAGAGACUCACGACGAUCUCCACGACGACGUUGGCAAUGUCGCACACGAAGUGGUCAUUGUCGCGAACGGAUUCCGAUCCAGCGAUUCGUCGUGGCCGCAGGCGAAGUCGUCGUCUUCACCACUCUCCACCACCGUCAUCCGCGCAGGGAAGUUGGAAUCGCAAGACGAUCUCGACGCUAACAACGAGUUCGACAAUAGAGAGGACGGCUUGGAGGAUCGGGAGCCUAUGCUCAAAUCACCAGCAGGAGCAGCAUCCGGAAAGCUUAAACCGUUCAGCUUGGAAACGCCAGCACACGGCGGUGGAGGGGGAGGCCACCACGGCGCAGGCGGCGGCCAUGGAUUCGCAGGAGCUACAGUGUCAAGCGGGAUUUUUAAUCUCUCCACGUCGAUUAUCGGAGCAGGCAUUAUGGGUCUACCAGCCACUCUCAACGUGCUCGGCUUGCCGCUCGGAGUGCUGCUGCUUGUAGCGAUGGGCCUUCUAACGGAGCUGUCGAUCGAGGUGCUGGUGAACGCGUCGGCGGUGCGGCGAAUCUGGACGUACAGCGGGCUGGUGGUGGAGGACUGCGGGCAGCGGUCGCGCCUCGUGCUGGAUCUGGCCGUGCUGGUGAACAACGUGGGCAUGUGCACCGUGUACCUCAUCAUCGUUGCUGACGUUGUGGCGGGCACAUCAUCACAGCAUGCACCAUCAUCCCCAGUGGAGGCCAUGCGGGAGGCAUCACUGCACGAGGGGCUGCUGGCGGAGUGGGGGCUGGUGGCGGGUGCAUGGUGGCCCAUGCGUCCCAUCGUCAUCAUCUCCACCAUGCUGCUCGUGCUCGCCCCGCUUGUGGCGCUUAAGCAUGUCGACUCCCUGCACUACACGUCAGCACUGUCCAUAGCCCUGGCAGUGGUGUUUGUGGUGAUCACAGUGGUCGUGGCGGCAGUGCAGUGGGUGCAGGGGCGCAUCCAGCCUCCGCGCAUGCUGCCCGCGUGCUCCUCGCUCAAGGACCUCUCGGGCCUCUUCUCCGUCAUGCCGGUCAUGGCAACAGCAUACGCGUGCCACUACAAUGUGCACUCCAUCUUCGUGGAGCUAAAGGACCGCACAGCAGCAACCAUGCUGCGCGUCACGCGCUCCUCGCUACUCCUCUGCACCACAGUCUACGUCCUCACAUCUGUCUCCGCCUUCCUCCUCUUCGGCGCCAGCACAGCCUCAGACGUGCUCAUCAACUUCGACCGGGACCUCGGCCUGCCUCUCUCCUCUCUCAUCAACGACACAGUCCGAGUCACCUACGUCCUCCAUAUAGUCUUUGUCUUUCCCGUGAUCUUCUACUCGCUGAGAAUAAUCGCCGACGAUUUGAUUUUCCCCGGAGCGGAAAAGCCGUUGCUGGAGGAUGAUAGGAGGUUUGCGGUGGUGACGGUGGGGGGGAUGGUGCUGGUGGGGGUGGGGGCGGUUAUGGUGCCGAAUAUUGGCCUGGCAUUUGAUAUCACGGGGGCUACUGCAACCAUGCUGCUCGCCUUUGUCUUCCCGGCGCUGCUAACUCUCAAGGACCGCCUUGGGCUGUUUGCAUCAUGGCACAGGGCAGUGGCACACUUCCUUCUUGUAUUUUCUGCACUCGUCAGCAUUACAGGCCUCUCCAGUGGCCUUUACCAUGCAUUUGUGUAG
Messenger RNA from Closterium sp. Yama58-4, 1707 nucleotides. Lineage: Eukaryota; Viridiplantae; Streptophyta; Zygnematophyceae; Desmidiales; Closteriaceae. The record is from the annotation of a GenBank genome assembly.